This is a messenger RNA of Kogia breviceps (pygmy sperm whale), 1523 nucleotides long. It is a transcript of the gene UBE2R2, whose product is annotated as ubiquitin conjugating enzyme E2 R2. The record is from RefSeq and is a predicted model, not a curated record. Gene Ontology annotation, molecular function: ubiquitin conjugating enzyme activity. Gene Ontology annotation, biological process: ubiquitin-dependent protein catabolic process; protein polyubiquitination. NCBI's taxonomy places the organism in Eukaryota, Metazoa, Chordata, Mammalia, Artiodactyla, Physeteridae.
CGGCCCUCCGCCGCCUUCCUCCGCUUCCACCUUCUCUCCCCCCCCCCGCCAAGUUGAGGCCCCCUCCGGGGGGGGGAGGCCCGGGAGCCGGAGCGAAUUUCUCUAACUCUCUCCACCUUUCCCCCACCCGGCCCGAGUGUGAGAAGAAGGGCCCGGCUCGGCCCGCGUCGUGUGUGAGGAGGAACCGGGCCGGCCCACGGGCCGUCUGGGGCCUGGUCCGGGCCGCCGGGUGUGUGAAGACAGGGGCCCGGUGCGGGCCGGCCGAGGGCGAGCGGAGCGGAGGGGAGGGGCCUGGUCCGGCCCGGCUGGUGCGUGAGGACUGGGGCCCCGGCCCGGCGCCGCCGUCGCCGCGAUGGCCCAGCAGCAGAUGACCAGUUCGCAGAAGGCCCUGAUGCUCGAGCUGAAAUCCCUUCAGGAGGAGCCGGUGGAGGGCUUCCGAAUCACCCUGGUGGAUGAAUCCGACCUCUACAACUGGGAGGUUGCCAUCUUCGGACCCCCUAACACCCUCUACGAAGGCGGCUACUUCAAGGCGCAUAUUAAAUUUCCUAUUGACUACCCAUAUUCACCACCUACCUUCAGAUUCUUGACCAAAAUGUGGCACCCCAACAUUUAUGAGAAUGGAGAUGUAUGCAUUUCAAUUCUUCAUCCACCUGUAGAUGACCCACAGAGUGGAGAACUGCCCUCUGAAAGGUGGAAUCCUACUCAAAAUGUCAGGACUAUCCUGUUAAGUGUAAUCUCAUUGCUUAAUGAGCCCAACACCUUCUCCCCAGCCAAUGUGGAUGCCUCGGUUAUGUUCAGGAAAUGGAGGGACAGUAAAGGAAAAGACAAAGAAUAUGCUGAAAUCAUUAGGAAACAGGUGUCAGCCACUAAAGCCGAAGCAGAAAAGGAUGGAGUGAAGGUCCCCACAACCCUGGCGGAAUACUGCAUCAAAACUAAAGUGCCUUCCAAUGACAACAGCUCAGAUUUGCUUUAUGACGACUUGUAUGACGACGACAUUGAUGAUGAAGAUGAAGAGGAGGAAGAUGCCGAUUGUUAUGACGAUGAUGAUUCUGGGAAUGAAGAGUCGUGACGUGCUCCUUCAAGGCCCCUGUACUGCCCUGCCGUCUCAGGCCAAAGGGAGGGGAGCAAGUGGGGACCUAGCAGUGGCCCCUCAGCAAAAACCUGUCAUGGGGGUGGGGAAAACAAACACGACUCCUGGUGACUCCCCUUAUGGAUCUCAGUUUGCUCCUUUUUAUGGACCUCUUAAUGGAGAGAAACUAAUCCUCCACAGAAUGUCUGAAUUCUUGCAUUCUUUACCCUUCCAUCACUGUAUUGAUUUUUUUUUCCUUUCUUUAAACCCAAACUCCCACCUCACUUCGUCUCUGCAGAGUGUUCACAGCAAAACACGUUUGGUCUGUUUUUAGAUUCUUGAAGAAUUAAAUAGUCUUUCAUCAAGACGUUUAAUGUGUUUAAAGCUGGGAACCCAUCGGGAGCUCACAAGUGCUGCAUAUGCUGGGUAGCAAAAGAAAAAAAAAACCAUAAAA